Messenger RNA from Rhododendron vialii, 831 nucleotides. Its product is annotated as V-type proton ATPase subunit G-like. Gene Ontology annotation, biological process: proton transmembrane transport. Gene Ontology annotation, cellular component: vacuolar proton-transporting V-type ATPase complex. Gene Ontology annotation, molecular function: proton-transporting ATPase activity, rotational mechanism. The transcript has 5 exons. The record is from RefSeq and is a predicted model, not a curated record. NCBI's taxonomy places the organism in Eukaryota, Viridiplantae, Streptophyta, Magnoliopsida, Ericales, Ericaceae. Bases 260 to 592 code for a protein of 110 amino acids.
GCCAAUUAAGCGAAUCCUGUUCCUACUGCCUUCAAACGGAAUACUUAAAGUUGUUGUUGUUGAUAUGAACAGUACUGCACAUUUUUUCUUCUUUCUGCCACCCCUCUUCUUGGAUAUAGGGAUGCCCAACAUUUUGUUCAAUCGACUUCUUCUUCCAGUUUUCUUUUCUAGUAUCCUUAGCAUCGUUCCCUGAAUUGAGGCCCACAAGCAGCUAGAUUCCCUCAAUCUGAGCCACCUCCUCCAGGUCAAACAGCUUCCAAUGGAUUCCAUGAAAGGACAAGGCGGUAUUCAAAUGCUACUAACUGCAGAACAGGAAGCCCAGCAGAUUGUAGCUGCUGCUAGAAACUUGAAAUUAACAAGAUUGAAGCAGGCUAAAGACGAAGCUGAGAAGGAAGUGUCAAACUAUCGUUCACAUUUGGAUGCCGAAUUCAAAAAUAAAAUCGCCGAGACAACUGGGAGCUCUGGCUCAACUGCAAAACAGCUCGAAGAGGAGACAGAAAUGAAGAUUAGAGACUUGAAGGAUACAGCAUCAAGGGUAUCACCAGAUAUUGUUGGGAUGCUCAUCAAGAAUGUCACAGCUGUGAAAACUUGAUGCAUGAAGGCAAUCAAGAAAUGAGGGGAUAUAGAGAACAAGCAGCAAUAAAGGAUAUUGCUCAUAAAUAAGGCAUUUGUCGUCUCUUAUCUCUGUUAUUUUCUUGUUCAAUUUAUUUUUCCACAUUGAGCCAAACUAACAUUUGAUUUGUGGAUUUUUACACUGCAAACUAUUUGACGUUCAAACCACUUGCCAAGAAAAGAAAUAAAUUGUUGCUUCUGCUGGGACAGACUUCCAGC